CCUCAGUACCUACCACACCACUCCCUCCCCUCGAUCGCAAUGCAAGUGCGAGCAUGACGGCCCCAGCAACGUCGUCACUGUCCUCUGCGGCAUCUCUGACCUGCCAAAGAUGCAUGCAGCCUAUUCGCCUCGACGACUCGCUCACGGAUGAGGCCCUGUCCUCUUCAGCAACGUCCAAUGAGGGUUUCGCAAGAUCGCAUUACGACGUGAUUUCCAGUCUGGUGCCCAAAAUUGAUGAGCACGAGUCCAAUCAGCUCUCGGCUACAGAUAGCAAGGGUCAGAGCAAGAGCAGCAGCACCGACACAGACCUCUCGGAAGCUGUCGCCCGUCACCUCACCCUGCAUGCAAGCCCCUCUCUAUCUCACAGAGCUCCCAAUUCCCUCUCAACGGGGAUGACUCUCCAUGCGCGUCUGUUCGACCUCGUCUCCUCUUACGUCCCUCAAGUACCCACAUCUUCCAGCUCUGUCGCGCCGUCGGCCCACUCGCUCGCGAUGGGCAUCGACCACCCCCUCUGCAGGGAAUGUGCCGACUUCUGCAUCGAAGUCAUGCGCUCCCUCCUCGACAUAGCGAGAAAGGAGCGAGAUGCUUUCAAGGAGUGGAACAAACACCUCGAGAGCGAGGCCGGGUUUCGCGGAGAGGAGGAGGUCCGCAAGAUGGAAGCAGAGAUAGUGGAGUUGGAAGACCUGAUCAGCAAAGCUACCUCGUCUCUACGCAAGAGCGAAAGGGAGCGAGAGGCCCUCGAGGCGGAAAUGCGCCGCCUGGACAUCGAGGAGAAACAGCUCGAGCGUGAAGAGGCAGACUUCUGGGCCGAGCAUUCUCUCACCUUGCUGGAGGAGAGUGAUCGUGAGGAGGCGCGGGCGACUCUAUUGCGUGGCAUCCAGACUGGUGAGGCUACCCUGGCGCGCUUGGAGGCCACGAACGUCUUCUUUGAUGCGUUUGCAAUUGGGCAUGAGCAAGGCAGCUCGAGUGGGAGAAAGAGGGGCGCUGCUGCUGCGACCGGAUUGGCGACGAUCAAUGGGUUGCGAUUUGGACGCACGGCUACGGCGAGCUCGUCAAGCUCGUCCUCAGCGGUGGAUUGGAACGAAGUCAACGCAGCGUGGGGACAAGUGGCCCUGCUACUUGAGACAUUGAGGGUUCGCAUUGGAAAGACCCGAGAGUUCAAGGGGUGGCGCAUACACCCAAAGGGGUCGACGAGCUAUCUCGACAAGGUCGUCUCGAUUGGAGAGGAUCAAGCGCGCUCUUCCCACGCAGAUGCUGCCAGCUCCACGUCAUCGGUCUCGCACGAGCCGCACGAGCUUCACCAUCCAAAUUCUUGGGCCUCUCUCACCCGCGUCCUGCACCUCAGGCGCUUCGAUGCGGCCAUGGUCGGCGUGCUGGACUGUACGGCUCAGCUGUACCGCUGGACCGAAGAGGACGGCGACGGCGGAGAAGAUGGUCAAGCGCAGCCGCCACGUAUGGUCCAUGCUAUCAACGGCGAUCGUAUCGGCGAUUAUAGCGUGCGGCUGGUGGGGGCAUUCACAAGCGAGGAAAAUUGGAGUCGCGCCAUGAAGUAUCUGCUGGUCAAGUGAGUGCCAUCAAAGGCGGCAGGCAGGCAGUCAGGCAGAUGAGUCGGGACCGAAGAGCUGACCUGCCUACUUCUCCUUUGCCCUACCGCAGCCUCCAAGUUCUCAUGCACUGGAGCACUCGCGACGAAGCUGUGCCUGUUCCCAGACCGGCAGGCUCUGCGGCUUCGUAGCAGUUUCGAAUCUCUGUGUCUCAUUUUACGUCACCGACGGCGAUUCCCACAAUAGAUACCCGCUUCAAGACGAGCCC
Jaminaea rosea is the source of this 1812-nucleotide messenger RNA. RefSeq names its product APG6-domain-containing protein. Bases 54 to 1568 code for a protein of 504 amino acids. Gene Ontology annotation, biological process: cellular response to nitrogen starvation; autophagy; autophagosome assembly. Lineage: Eukaryota; Fungi; Basidiomycota; Exobasidiomycetes; Microstromatales. The transcript has a single exon. Gene Ontology annotation, cellular component: phagophore assembly site; phosphatidylinositol 3-kinase complex, class III, type II; phosphatidylinositol 3-kinase complex, class III, type I. The record is from RefSeq and is a predicted model, not a curated record.